GCCAUUGACUCUCUCAAGCUCAGCUCACCCAAAGACAAUAUCUACCUCCUGACCACAAUAUUAACAAUAGCCCAAAGAAUACUGGCUCAGGGUAGAAGAAUCAUCCUUAAUUGGGUCCCUAGCCACAUUGGCAUCAGAGGGAACGAACUUGCUGACAGACUAGCAGUCUCUGGCAGGGGUAUGCCCCCUAGUCCCAUGAUCAUUGCACCUAGCCGUAAUUUACUUCGGAUGAAGAGUACUGGUGUCGCCAACUCCUUCCUCCUGCAGCUUCACAGAGAGGCAAUCCAGCGCAAGGAAAUCGCGACCAAGGCCGCUCCUCCUUCCCCGGAGAAAGACAUUGUUUUGGUCUAUCCAGGCGGGCAGCCAAAGACGAAGUUUAUCGAGAUGUUUACAAAUCCUCGCGCGCCACGCGAGGUUCAGAGGGAGCACAGAAGCUCUCUCAUGGAGUUUUAUGAUAAGCCAUUUGUGCUCCCACCUCGAGACGGUGUCAAGCUCGUCAUUGAUUCGUCGGACAACACCAGCGAGCGAACCAUGUCUGGCUAA
Messenger RNA from Penaeus indicus, 543 nucleotides. RefSeq lists its product as uncharacterized. Lineage: Eukaryota; Metazoa; Arthropoda; Malacostraca; Decapoda; Penaeidae. The transcript has 3 exons. The record is from RefSeq and is a predicted model, not a curated record. The annotation marks the transcript as partial. Gene Ontology annotation, molecular function: nucleic acid binding; RNA-DNA hybrid ribonuclease activity.